CUAUUUCCCCUACCCCUCAGGGUCUAUAAAUCAGGUAGCACUCCCUAACAUUUUUCUUCACAACUCUGCUUCACUUCACACCCCUCCUCUCUCUCUUUUGCUCAUUUCCUUUGACUCCUCAUUAUCAAAGAAAAUGGCUCUCAUUGGGUUGCUCUUGAUGGGUUUUCUCACAAUGUUCUCCUCUGCUCAUGCCUAUGGUGGAGGGUGGACUAAUGCUCAUGCCACCUUCUAUGGAGGGAGUGAUGCAUCUGGGACAAUGGGUGGGGCAUGUGGGUAUGGGAAUCUCUACAGCCAAGGGUAUGGAACAAACACUGCUGCUCUAAGCACUGCACUGUUCAACAAUGGCUUGAGCUGUGGCUCUUGCUAUGAGAUUAGGUGUGCCAAUGACCACAGGUGGUGCCUUCCAGGUUCUAUUGUGGUCACUGCCACCAAUUUCUGUCCUCCAAACAAUGCCUUGCCCAACAACAAUGGUGGCUGGUGUAACCCUCCUCUCCAACACUUUGACCUAGCUCAACCUGUCUUCCUACGCAUUGCUCAGUACAAAGCUGGAAUUGUCCCUGUCUCCUACAGAAGGGUGGCUUGUAGGAGGAAGGGAGGGAUCAGGUUCACAAUCAAUGGACACUCCUACUUCAACCUAGUUCUCAUCACAAACGUUGGUGGUGCUGGUGAUGUGCAUUCUGUUUCAAUCAAGGGUUCAAGAACUGGUUGGAUGCCAAUGUCAAGAAACUGGGGUCAGAACUGGCAGAGCAAUAACUACCUCGAUGGUCAAAGCCUCUCCUUUAAGGUCACCACAAGUGAUGGCAGAACUAUUGUGUCCAACAAUGUUGCCCCAUCUGGCUGGUCCUUUGGCCAAACCUACACUGGUGCUCAAUUCCGCUAGAUCUUGUUGUCCAAAGUUCUAAGUCACACAUUCAAAUACUACUACUAUAUAGCAUAAUAGAUAUAUGGUAUUAGUAUGUUCUAAGAGUAUUAUUAUUAUGAGUUUAUGAUGACUGGUUAGUAUACUAGGGUAUUAGAUAGUAUGCUGCUAGGGGAAGGGGUCAGUUUUUUGGUAAUUUUAGAAGGCCAGGGAAUUAAGAUUUAAGAAGGGGUAUGUUUUAAAUUGCUCCUUCAUUUUAAUUUUAAUUUCUUUUGUGUCAACAAGUGGGGACCUAUUUUUUUAGGCCCUUCUUGAUUACAGGGGUGUUUUUUUAUAUAACUUUUUCAGAAGUGUUUUUUUGAACCUUCGGUGGCUGAAGAGAAGAAGCUAGUGAAGGUGGAGUUCUUUUUUAUGGGUGAGGUACUAAAUUGGAAGAGGUGGACUUUGUUGUUACCACCCGCCAAUUAGUAUUGGGAUAGUGUGUUUUUCAUUUUGGUGUUGUUAUUGGCAGUUUUAUUAAGUGUUGUUUGCUUUUUAUUACUGAUCCUUUUGUAAUCAGCCUGGGCUGUGUGUCUUCGGUUGUGUUGGAGACUGAAAAUGUAAAUUUUCUUGAAAGGAAAGUUACUGUAGUUACUAGUAAUAUUUCCUUUUUAUUUCUUAAUUGCUAAUUGUUAUAUUUAUUUUA
Messenger RNA from Glycine soja, 1544 nucleotides. RefSeq names its product expansin-A10-like. Gene Ontology annotation, biological process: plant-type cell wall organization. The transcript is spliced from 4 exons. The record is from RefSeq and is a predicted model, not a curated record. The coding region runs from base 134 to 880 and encodes 248 amino acids. Gene Ontology annotation, cellular component: extracellular region. Lineage: Eukaryota; Viridiplantae; Streptophyta; Magnoliopsida; Fabales; Fabaceae.